Molecule: messenger RNA, 264 nt
Organism: Colletotrichum chrysophilum
Lineage: Eukaryota; Fungi; Ascomycota; Sordariomycetes; Glomerellales; Glomerellaceae
Exons: 2
Coding region: 1-264 (87 amino acids)
Source: RefSeq, a predicted model, not a curated record
AUGCCCGCCCGCCAGGACGCCUACUCCGUCUCCAUCCCCAUCUCUCCCCCUCCCCCGAGCGAUCUGUCAACCUACAUGCGCUCGAUGCACCAACACACCAAGCGCCAGAUGGAGGCUGCGAACCGCUCAUCGUCGCGGAGAUCGGGUGGCCGCACUUCCUACCCCGGCCACUCCAACGCUCAUAAAUGGGUCUUUAAUUACGCGUUAUACAACAGUCGGCCCUUUGAGGUUGACGCUUCAUGCCUUGCCCUGGCUGUCACAUGA